AUGCAUUCUUUUAAGAUCAUUAUCAUCUCCCUGGCCCCUGUACUGGCGAUGCCAGCAACAAGCCCACGUGGCAUCGACGCUGAAGAGCCAUUCGACUUUGGACAAGGCUUCCUGGUCCCUGCCAACGUUUCGAUUGACGACUAUGAUUUUACUCCCAUGAUCUCACUGUCUCAUCUCAACAUACGCGACCUUAAAGCCUUGGAGGAACCUCUCGCUCCUAAAAUGGGCAAUAUCACUGAAUUUGAUCUCGAUAUUCGG
Fusarium odoratissimum NRRL 54006 is the source of this 258-nucleotide messenger RNA. RefSeq lists its product as uncharacterized. The record is from RefSeq and is a predicted model, not a curated record. NCBI's taxonomy places the organism in Eukaryota, Fungi, Ascomycota, Sordariomycetes, Hypocreales, Nectriaceae. The annotation marks the transcript as partial. The transcript has a single exon.